Molecule: messenger RNA, 1724 nt
Organism: Pimephales promelas (fathead minnow)
Lineage: Eukaryota; Metazoa; Chordata; Actinopteri; Cypriniformes; Leuciscidae
Source: RefSeq, a predicted model, not a curated record
GUCGCUGGUCACGGGUGUUGGUGAAACGGCUGUUGCUAUGGUGACAUCAGUCAGAUUGGCUCCGCCUCUUGCUCUGAUCUUUCUGCUCAUGAUUCACGGGGUUUGUAGUCAGAAAGAGGAUGUGAUUUACAGUCCUCCACACAUCUGUGCAGUAAAGGACUCAACAGUGAUAAUGAACUGCACUUAUACAUACCCUACUGGACUUCAGAUCAAGAAAGCGUUCUGGACCAAAACACUGGUAAAAGAUAAUGGAGAGUUUCCAGAUCUGUCUAAUGACCCUGAAUACAGUCAGAGGCUUCAGUAUCUGGGAGAUAAACAGCAGAACUGCACCGUCAGACUGAGUCAUGUGACACUGAAGGAUUCACGCAUGUACUAUUUCAGAUUCACCACUGAUAAACCUGAUGUGAAAUGGAUUGGUGCUCCAGGAGUGACUCUUACUGUCACAGAUCUUCAGGUGGAGUCUCCUGAGAGAGUGACAGAGGGAGAUUCAGUCAGUCUGACAUGUAAAAGCAGCUGCGCUCUGACUGACAGAGCAACAUUCAUCUGGUACAGAAACUCACUGAAGAUAUUAACUGAGAGUAAAUUCAGGAACACACUCAUCCUCAAUCCAGUCAGAAGAGAGGAUUCAGGCAGAUAUAGCUGUGCUGUAGACGGACACACACACGUCUCUCCUGAUGUUCACCUCAAUGUCAUGUACGCACCUAGAAACGUCUCAGUGUCCAUCAGUCCAUCUGGGGUAAUAGUGGAAGGAGAUUCAGUGACUCUGAACUGCAUCAGUGACUCAAACCCUCCUGCUGUGAACUUCAGCUGGUUUAAAGGAGGAACGAUUGUAGGAUCUGGAAGAAUCUUCAACAUCUCAAAGAUCAGAUCUGAUGACAGUGGAGAAUACAAGUGCAAGUCCAUCAAUGAACAUGGAGAGAAAUACUCUGAUGCUGUGACUUUAAACGUCAUGUAUCCUCCCAGGAACGUCUCAGUGUCCAUCAUUCAGUCCGGUCAGAUCUGGGCAGGAGAUUCAGUGACUCUGAAGUGCAUCAGUGACUCAAACCCUCCUGCUGUGAACUUCAGCUGGUUUAAGGAGAAUGAAAGCUCAGCUGUUGGAUCUGGACAGAGUUUCAGUGCACUACAGAGUGGACGCUUCUACUGUCAGGCUCACAAUCAACAUGGAUCUCAGAGAUCAGACGCUGUAACUGUCACUGUUAAAGUUUUAGGAAGUCUGCUGAUAUUAUACACAUCCAUUGGAGUGAUUUGUGGAGCUGCAGUGAUCAUCAUGAUGCUGAUUUGGGGCAGCAGGUGGAUGAAAAAGAGAAAUGACACACAGGCAAAGAUGAAUCAUCCCCGACCUGAUCAUGAGAGACGCAACGAUUAUGAUGUUGAACUGAGUGAUCUUGUGUAUGAGAAUGUAACGGCUGCUCGACUUGAUGAUUGUGAACCCGAACUGGACUCGUCUCUGUAUGAAAAUCUUCCAAAGAGGCUGUAGUGUAUUGGACAGAAAACAGCCUUCAUGAAUCUCUUUGUGGGAGGAGCCUUGAAUGAUUGACAGGAGUGCCAUGAUGACAUGUGACUGAAGUUAUUAAGGGAUCAUUUUAUAGAUGGAUGUGUGAUAAUUAAAGUAGACGGUUAAUGCAUUUAUGUAAAACUGUAAAUCACUAGGAUGUGUGUUUCUCUUUAUGCUUUAUUAUCAUGUAUGAAUCUUACUUCAUUGAGAUUAUUAAUGUUUUUGUUCA